AUUCUAAUCAGGCACCACUGAGCCAACCUGCUGUGUCGUUAAUGCUGGGUCCAUCCUCUGCAUGUUUGGCCAACAAGGGGACAUCCGUGAUCCGACCUCAUUCGUAACUGUUGUUUUUGUUUUGCAACCAAGUAAAAUGUACUACAAGUUAAAUGGAGUUACACAAAGACUUGCUGGAUCGGCACCGAGUGCGUACAGCCCUCAGGGGUUGAGGGUAACCGUGCCCAUGGAGGCCCCUCCAAUGAUCUUUGCCACCCCCACCAAAUAUGUGUCGGAGGCAGGGAACACAGUGGAGUACCUGGGACACAACAAAGUCCCUGACCUACAGAAACUCUUCCAGAAGUCUGACGGUAUCCCUGUGCACCUGAAGAGAGGCCUGAUGGACAAGAUGCUCUACAGGACCACCAUGGGCCUGACCAUUGGAGGGACCCUCUACUGCCUGAUGGCUCUCUACAUAGCUGCCCAGCCAAGGAAGUGAUCUGCUUAUCCAGCCUCUUCCCCUUCAAGGUUCCAACAGGAUUCUAUAUGAUUAGGAGAAAUAAUAAUUUAAGUCCAUGUCAUAUCACUACAUGUCAUAUCACUACUUGCCCUAUCUCACUUGCUCUGUGUUCUUGUGCAAGUUGUGCAUUUCCACAUGUAUAUCUCUGCUGAUGUCUCGGUAACAACCAGCACCAUAUCAGUGGUACAUAACUAUGAUGGCUAGAGUAUCAACAAUCUACAUUUAAAAAAAGUAUGACCAUGUUUUCUGCCAGAGCACUCCCCUGUGUGUGUGUGGAAAGAAUUUGAGGUCUCAUGACAUGGAUGACUUUGGGUGCUCUUUUGUUCUGAGCGAGAGGGUGGAUGGGGCUAGCACCUUUUUUCAAAGCUAAUAAUGAGGUGGUACUUCAGGUUGUGAUAUCAUUCAUUGGUUUCUUUCUGUAAUAAACUCUGCUUUUGAGAAGUCACAUCUGCAUGACCUUAUUUGCAUGCCCCCCCCCCCCAAGUCCCUAUUUUUAUGGUGCAGAGGUUGUUGUCAUUUAGUCUGCAUACUAACUGAUGGUGUUCUGUAAAAGAAAAAGGGAGUGCACAGAGUAUCUGACAAGUCAUUGUAAUUUUGUCUUGGGAUAAUAAAGUAUAUUUUAUUUGUAAAACAA
Molecule: messenger RNA, 1133 nt
Organism: Oncorhynchus kisutch (coho salmon)
Lineage: Eukaryota; Metazoa; Chordata; Actinopteri; Salmoniformes; Salmonidae
Product: cytochrome c oxidase subunit 7A-related protein, mitochondrial
Exons: 3
Coding region: 62-478 (138 amino acids)
Biological process (GO): mitochondrial electron transport, cytochrome c to oxygen; regulation of oxidative phosphorylation; mitochondrial respirasome assembly
Cellular component (GO): respiratory chain complex IV
Source: RefSeq, a predicted model, not a curated record